Molecule: messenger RNA, 1384 nt
Organism: Spodoptera exigua (beet armyworm)
Lineage: Eukaryota; Metazoa; Arthropoda; Insecta; Lepidoptera; Noctuidae
Source: the annotation of a GenBank genome assembly
AUUUACAUCUGAUCAAUACCCAUAUGUCAACAAAUUGAACAAAUUCAAAAUAAGUAAAAUAUUUAGGUUUUCUAGAAUAUAAAUGUACUAUAAGCUAAGUUAUUAAAUUUCUGAUCGACUUCGCCAUAAAUAUACUUGGAAAAUGGCUGUGGAAGGGCCCGAGAGACCUAAGCCCUUGCCUGUUGCAAAGAAAUCACGAAUGGAAAUGAAUGUAAGGCUACUAUUGAAUAAAUGCGAGCUGAUGGCCAAACAGGAACCUAUUGACAACAAUUGUAGGCUCGAGCAAUACGUAGAAACUUUGACUGAAAUGAUAGCAGAACUCAAAACUUCUAAAGACAAACCACCAAAGGAACAGUUAGCAGAAUAUAUAAAAAGAGCCUCAUUCUUGAAAGGUGUUGUUCAAACAGCUUCAUUGAACACUCCCAGUGAAAAGUUGGAAGCAGUUCAGUUAUUAUCACAUGGAGCAGCUACCAUGUCUGCUGAUGCAUCAGCUCAAGAGAUACACCAGAAGACUAGAGUAAAAUAUGGAGUUGAACUUAGAUCUGAAUUAUUUGGACUAGAAGACAGCGAUGACACACUACGAAAAAGGAAUAUCAUCAAAGCACCAAACUUCACAAGCAAUAGUAGCGGCCAGGAGGAUAUAGACUCCUUGCUCAAAUACCACCAGAAUAUGCAGGAGAAAGUUGCGGAGAACAUGGUGUUACUCACCAAGAGCUUGAAGGAACAGUCUCAGAUUGCCAGCACGAUUAUCAAAGGGGAUACUGAGGCUUUGAAGAAAUCCUCGGAGCUGACAGAUCGUAAUAUUUCCUCAUUGAAAGUGGAAUCAGAUAGACUGCAGGAGCACAGUAAGAGUGCUUGGAAAUGCUGGCUGUGGAUCAUGCUGGCUAUUGUAAUGGCUAUCUUUAUAAAUAUGGUGCUAUUCAUGAAGGUUAUGAAAAAAAAGGUAGUCACGUAAAGGUAUGUUUUUUAAUUCCAUGUGAUAAGCAGAAAGUGACAAGGUCAUGCAUUGUAUCUAGUUCAAUACUUAUAAUAUAUUAUGUGUAAUAUAUCUGUAGUUAUAAAUUAUAACUUUUUUUAUAAAUAUAAUAUUUAACUUAUAAAUGUUAUUUAAUUUAUCUGUUAGUUUGGAUAUAAAAUAAACUUUCUCUCUAUACUUAAUGUUUUUUUUUAUCUAUCUAUCUUAUAAGAAACUAUAUUUUUUCUGUAAAUAAUUAUUUUAAACAACUAACUAAAAUAAAUAAAUAUAUCAACAUCAAUCUCAGUGUUUCGCAUGUAAAAUGUAAUUUUUUAACCAAAUUUGUUUUACUUCGACAUGCCAAUUUGACAAUUUGGUCCAUUAAUUUUACUGCUACAUUUAUUUAGAGACUACUGUCUCUCUAUUUAG